This is a messenger RNA of Trichoplusia ni (cabbage looper), 2353 nucleotides long. RefSeq lists its product as uncharacterized. Gene Ontology annotation, biological process: proteolysis. NCBI's taxonomy places the organism in Eukaryota, Metazoa, Arthropoda, Insecta, Lepidoptera, Noctuidae. The record is from RefSeq and is a predicted model, not a curated record. The coding region runs from base 92 to 2311 and encodes 739 amino acids. Gene Ontology annotation, molecular function: serine-type endopeptidase activity. The transcript is spliced from 6 exons.
UCAAGUCGUAGAGAAUUAAUGUCACAAGUAUUUUACAAGAUUUGUUAAAAAUUUUAAGUGUUUUAAAAAUAUGUUUUAACAGCAAUAAAUCAUGAAACUACAAAAUCUUAAUGAAAUAUUGUUUCUAACCUAUUUUGUUACUAUUUUAAUAGCGAUAAAUUCUGUUUCUUGUACUCUUUCGUACGAAAACAAAGAUUUUGUUAAAAUAAAGCAAGACCCAACACGGUUUCAACAAGUAUCAGCGUAUCUUAACAAGAAAAAUGUAUUUUCAUCUAGAAAUUUAAAUGCAACUACUAGAGGAGGGGACAAGAAAAAAAUUAGCAACGGUGUUCACCAUGCAUCAACGAGAGUCCCAUCAAAUAACAAAACAUCGUCGCAGUCGAGCGCCUACAAAAAAUGGCAAGUAGGUAGGGUCAGCCGAAAACAAUAUGAAAUUAUUAACAUGCUUUGGAGAAAAACUAAAAUGUUCUUAAACGUGGAACAAACAACACCCGCCUUUCACCAAGUUAGACGAGAAAACGAUAGCAAAAGAGUUUUGGACGAUAUUUUUGCUCCCCGUCAUCCAUUCCUUCGAUUUACAUCUCGCCCAAAUGUACCAUUGACGACUCCAAGUUACAUUGAAUUUUACUAUUUGGAUGAAACAGAUGAUCGGGGCAAAGAAACAACAAGCCCAAAGAAUACUUUUGCUAGAAAUUUAAGAGAACGCCAAUUAAAGAAUUUUGGCAACUUUAAAUUUGUCCUUGAUUCUCCUAUGUUUUCAUUUCGUAUCGAUGAUCCAAGUUACAAGAGGUCCGCUUUGCCCACACGGUAUAUGCCCCCUACUAACAAAAUGAGGAGAAGAAAGACAACAACUGGCUUUGAUUCUUAUAAUUCUAUAACCCCACCAUAUAAAUUUCCACACAAACGUGCAAAGGGUUCUGUGAAAUUAACACCAAUACAUAAAUCUGCCAGCAAUAUUACUACAACAUACCACCCGAAUACUACUCAAAGUCUCCCACAAGACGCUUCAACUACUGAAUACACCCUUGGUAAUGAAACUUGUCCGUUAACCUCAAAACUAACAGUAAAUGAUACCGAAAAUGAAGCUUUAGCUGACUAUUCGAUUAAUGUAACAAAUGGUACAAAACUAACAACUGUUUACGAUAAAAUCAAGUUUUUCGAAAUUUAUGAUAAGCAAACUCCUAUUCCAUACUACGAUGAAAAAGGUAAUUUAGUGGACAUGGAUAAUAUAGAAAUUUUUGUUAAGGGAAAUGAAAUUAACGAUGAACGUAAAAUUCUUUUGGAGCAUGUAGAUCAGAAAAUUGAAAACGAACAUAGUCUUUCUAAGACCAAACAUUCUAAGAAACACAUUAUCGAUAAUUAUAAAACUCCAUCGAAAAAAAGUUCCCCUCAAAAUGCUACUAAAGUCACAAAAAGGUUCGUGAAGUUAAAUAUUUCAUCAAGCUCAGUAGCCAACGUCACCAAGAAGCCAUUAAAGAAAACAUCAGUGUACGUAUCAUCGGUAAAAAACUGGUUCGAGUAUAAGAAAAGUAAGGAGGCUCAAUGGUCUAAAUAUCCGUUCGCUGCUGCCUACGUUUACGAACCCUCUCAGGUACAUUGUGAUGCAGCUGGAAUCAGUCCCCAUUGGCUUAUUUCUUCCGCUUCGUGUUUAUCAAGACACCAUAAAAAGCCAGGAGGCGAAGGCCGUUCCGCCUUUGUAACAUACUGCGGAGCGUCCUGGUGGAACCCAGAACGAGUGGCGUAUGUCAAAUAUAGCCUUGUCCACCCCCGCUUCCACCAUCGGGAUAAGACGCGAAGACAUCUUUAUAACAUAGGACUGAUUCAAGUUGUCACGUCUAUGGCAUCAGCAUGUUAUGGUUGGUCUUCGAUAACAAUCAUGUCCCAUCAAUUCAUUGCCGAUCCUGAAGGGUCAACCGCUAACGCCAUAGGAUGGGGUCUAGACAGAUUUGACACAAGAUAUUCGUCAAACGAUUUACCGAAGACGCAACUUAUGACGUACAUAAGCCAAGUAUUCUCUGACUCUUGCCCCGGAAACGUUGGGUAUAACAAAGCAAAGAGUCUCGACGAGGAAGGCGGCGUUAAGAAUGUGUACUGUCUGUCUUUGCCGCCGUAUACAGGCGAAGAUAAUGACCCAGUUCACGGUGGCCUGCUUCUCGUGGGAGGAAAAUUGGUCGCCCUAUAUUUACAGGAGGAGCGACGUCCUUGGGGCGAGCAGUGUGCCCAGUACACCGGGACUUGGCGUCUGGUUCCCUGGGUCCUCGACAAUGCGCGGGAAACCGAAGAAACAGACUCGUUCGCACUUGACAUUUAAUUUUUUUACUAGAUUUUAUAUUUACUUAUUUCUUUUUUUAUA